AUGGCCGACUCACCCGCAAGCGUGGUCCCGCCGGAGCCCGCUGCAGAGCGUGAAAAUGGCAACGUAGAAUCAGCAGCCAAUGGCAAAGGCGCAUCGCAUAAGGAAUCCAAGGCCAAUUCAAAGCCGGCUUCGCAGCGCCCGAGAAAGCCCAACUAUGCAAAGAUCCAUGCCCAGCCGCUUCCAGUCGUGACACAUCCUCUGCCAGCCUUCGUUCCUCACAACCCUCUGUCCUUGCUGCGCAUUGCCUAUUUCAUCUGCUCGCAAUACUUCAACCCGCCGCCAUCCCAUCCACCGAAGCGCCACGUCGCCUAUCUCUCGUACGAAACAAGAUCCGUCCAUGUUACAGAUCCUGCGAGUGUGCGCGCGCUGUGGGAGCAGGGCUUUUUCGGGAAGGGUAGCUUGAGCCGGAGCGAGCCUACAUGGCUUGAUCGUGAGAAGCAUCGGCGCGGUGUCGAGUCUGGCCAGGUCAAGGCUGAAGACUACACCAACAAGCGGCGACAGGAGAGAAGAGAAAUGAAGAAUGAGCGCGCGCGGAAGGAGCGCGAGGCUCUUGAAGAGCAAUUGAGGAAGGAGGGAAAGCUGGCCGACGAGGCUACUUUGGAGCCCACUGCUCCGGAAAGCUCUGAGGCCGCAACAUUGGCUGGCGGAACUUCCGUCCAGGACAACGGUCCAGACACCCAGUCGGCGGACAUGUCUGAAAAGUCUGCAAACGUAUCGAAAGAACUUGCUUUGGACGAGCCUAUCCAGAACGAAGAGCAUCUCCAACUCUCUCUCGAGGAAGCUUUCUUCCUGACGUACGGUCUCGGCGUGCUCGAAGUCGUGGCGGCACGUACAAAGAAGACGGUCGAGCCUCUGCAGUUGUUCCAACUCUGUCGCUCGCUCUCGUACUUCCCUCCGUCGUCUGCCCUUCACGUCAGGCCAGAUGACCCUUUCCUCCUCAAGUACGUCGUCUACCACCAUUUCCGCAGCCGCGGCUGGGUUGUUCGCGACGGUGUCAAGUUCUCCGUUGACUACAUGGUCUACAAUCGCGGUCCCGUCUUCUCUCACGCAGAGUUUGCGGUCCACAUCGUUCCGUCUUACAGCGAUCCGUUCUGGAAGGAUCAGGAGAAGAAGGAGUCGAAUCCGUGGUGGUGGCUGCAUUGUGUCAAUCGCGUACAGAGCCAGGUGCUGAAGACAUUGGUGCUGGUGUACGUCGAGGUGCCGCCGCCGAUUGAGGGGCCGGUCAAGGAUAUUGGGGAGUACCUGGGACGGUAUAAGGUCAGGGAGUUUGUCCUCAGGAGAUGGGUAGCCAACAGGAUGAGGGGCUGA
This is a messenger RNA of Diplodia corticola, 1308 nucleotides long. Its product is annotated as trna-splicing endonuclease subunit. The record is from RefSeq and is a predicted model, not a curated record. NCBI's taxonomy places the organism in Eukaryota, Fungi, Ascomycota, Dothideomycetes, Botryosphaeriales, Botryosphaeriaceae. The transcript has a single exon. Gene Ontology annotation, molecular function: nucleic acid binding; tRNA-intron lyase activity. Gene Ontology annotation, cellular component: tRNA-intron endonuclease complex. Bases 1 to 1308 code for a protein of 435 amino acids. Gene Ontology annotation, biological process: tRNA-type intron splice site recognition and cleavage; tRNA splicing, via endonucleolytic cleavage and ligation.